Molecule: messenger RNA, 1337 nt
Organism: Monomorium pharaonis (pharaoh ant)
Lineage: Eukaryota; Metazoa; Arthropoda; Insecta; Hymenoptera; Formicidae
Product: odorant receptor 82a
Exons: 5
Coding region: 1-1212 (403 amino acids)
Biological process (GO): detection of chemical stimulus involved in sensory perception of smell; sensory perception of smell
Cellular component (GO): plasma membrane
Molecular function (GO): odorant binding; olfactory receptor activity
Source: RefSeq, a predicted model, not a curated record
AUGAACGCCAGUGAAUCUGUCAGGCCGCAUCAAGAUGCGAGCGAUUACAGUAUUCAAUUGAAUCGUUGGUUUCUAAAACCAGUGGGCGCUUGGCCAAGUUCAGCUUCGACGACAAUCAGAGAAAAGGUGAUUUCGACGAUACUGAUAAUCAUCUGCUACUCUCUGAUAAGCUUCACGGUCGUACCCUGCAUCCUGAACAUCUUGUUCGAAGAGACUGACGUGUAUAAAAAAUUAAAAGCAAUAGGUCCGUUAAGCCACUGGUGCAUGGGAGGUAUGAAUUAUUUCUCCCUGCUGUUUCGCAACCGUGACAUACGUCGUUGCGUACAGCACAUGAAAACCGAUUGGCGAACGGUGACGGAGAGUAAGGAUCGACAAGUGAUGCUCAAAUACGCCAAAGCCGGCCGUUUAGUCGCCGGGUUGUGCGCAAUUUUUAUGCACGGCGGUGUAUUCUCACACAGCGUUCUGCAGGGCACUACACCGACGUUCGAAUGUAUCGGUAACAUGAGCGUGUCGGUGCUCGUGUUACCGUGUCCUUCGUUCAGCAAGUUUGUGGAUGCUACGCAGAGCCCGGCGGGCGAGAUCGCGUUAACGCUACAACUUAUCUCAAGUAUCGUCGUUAAUUCCGUCACAGUCGGCGCCUGCAGUCUCGCAGCUGUGUUUGCGAUGCACGCGUGCGGCCAGUUGAAUGUGUUGAUGAGGUGGCUAGACCAACUGGACGAUCGAAAACAGCAAGAUUCGGUGCAGAAGCGAUUGGCGAUCAUUGUAGAGCACCAUCUGAGAGUAUUAAGUUUCGUGGCACAAAUGGAAGCACUUUUGAAUCAGAUAUGUUUUGUGGAAUUGCUAGGAUGUACAUUUAACUUAUGUAUGCUUGGAUAUUAUGUCAUUACGGGAUGGAAUGUGAUAGAGAAAAAAACAUCAAUAGCUUAUAUGAUCAUAUAUAUAUCCAUGAGUUUCAAUAUUUUUAUAUUCUGUUACAUUGGCGAGAUAGUCACCGAACAGUGCAAACAAGUAGGUGAAACAGUCUACAUGACUAACUGGUAUCAUUUGCCUCAUAAAACGGCUCGUGGUCUGAUUUUAAUUAUUUCUCGUUCGAGUAACGUAAUCAAAUUAACUGCAGGAAAAUUAGUUCAUCUUUCUAUUUCAACUUUCGGUGAUGUGAUGAAAACCUCCAUGGUAUACCUAAAUAUGCUGCGGACUAUGACAGCUUCUUAAAUAAUAAAAGUUACACCAUUUUGUUACGGAGCGUUAGCAAAUUCUAGUUACCACUGCAACUUUAAAUUAUAUUUGAAUAAACAUGUAAAUUGUCAAUAAAAUAAAAACAUUUAUAUUAUUUAAAA